AUGCCGGAAAUGUACGCACUCAAAUCUGAAGAACAGAGCCAGCAAUUGCAGCUUGUUCAACGAGAAGAAAUCGAAGAUGAAGAAGACUUGUUCGAAGCUAUUGAUAAAUUGAUUGCACAUGGAAUCAAUGCUGGAGAUGUUAAGAAGCUUCAGGAUGCUGGAAUAUACACUUGUAAUGGCUUGAUGAUGCAGACGAAGAAGAAUUUGACUGGUAUUAAGGGAUUGUCUGAGGCUAAAGUUGAUAAGAUAUGCGAAGCUGCUGAGAAGAUUGUGAAUUAUGGUUACAUCACAGGAAGUGAUGCUUUGCUCAAAAGAAAAUCUGUGGUUCGCAUAACCACUGGAAGCCAGUCAUUAGACGAGUUAUUAGGAGGUGGAAUCGAAACAUCAGCAAUUACUGAAACAUUUGGAGAAUUCCGCUCUGGAAAAACUCAGCUAGCACAUACUCUAUGCGUCUCAACACAGCUUCCGACUAGCAUGAAAGGAGGAAAUGGGAAGGUUGCCUACAUCGACACUGAAGGAACUUUUCGACCUGAUCGUAUUGUGCCAAUUGCUGAAAGGUUUGGGAUGGAUGCUGCUGCUGUCCUAGACAAUAUCAUAUAUGCACGUGCAUAUACGUAUGAACAUCAGCACAAUCUCCUCCUCGGCUUGGCUGCAAAAAUGGCUGAGGAACCCUUCAGAUUACUGAUUGUAGAUUCUGUCAUUGCUCUUUUCCGAGUGGAUUUCUCUGGAAGAGGAGAGCUUGCAGACCGACAGCAAAAACUGGCCCAAAUGCUGUCUCGUUUGAUAAAAAUUGCUGAAGAGUUCAACAUUGCUGUAUAUCUUACUAAUCAAGUUAUCGCUGAUCCAGCAGGAGGAGUUUUUGUUACAGACCCUAAGAAGCCAGCAGGCGGUCAUGUCUUAGCCCAUGCAUCAACAAUAAGGUUGAUGUUCAGGAAGGGAAAGGGUGAACAGCGUAUCUGCAAGGUGAUUGAUGCCCCAAAUCUGCCAGAGGCCGAAGCUAUAUCCUUUUUCUAUUGACACUUGCGCUACUAUUUAGUGCAAAUUGAAACAUUCUGCAUCUUCACCAAUGUUAACACCUUGACACCAGCACGUAUUUCAGAUUACACCAGGUGGAAUCGCUGAUGCAAAGGACUGAAGCUAGCAGGCAAUCAAAUCAAUUUAUCUGAUACCAGAAAGAGCAAAGGAAAAGUUGCCUGGUUUUCUACUGCCAUUAUAUAGCUUUAAGAAAUAGUUAUCUAUGGCCAGGAAUGCAUUAUACUUAUUCAUAUUACUUAGUAAAAACUCUGUACAACUUAAGCAGCCAUGCAGAGAGCGAACUAUACAUUCUUUCGCCUUUUACUAAAGAAUACCUUGUGCUUGCUGCAGUCAGUGGCUUAUAUAGUUAUAUUUUUUUUGGAGGAAGUUCCUUAAACAGGAGCUUCCAGCAUUUGCAGUCUGAAUUCUGAAAUGUUGUCAGCUACUAGCAUUAAGUUCUGUUGUAGGAUUUAUUGCAUAGUAUAAACAAAAUACUCCGUAGUUGAGUAAGGAUGAUUCUUGCGUUCUUUCUUUCUUUCAGGGUAACAGUUCAAUUUUUUUGGAUAGAUUUUGCUAAUGUAUUUGGACGCAU
Chenopodium quinoa (quinoa) is the source of this 1606-nucleotide messenger RNA. RefSeq names its product meiotic recombination protein DMC1 homolog. Gene Ontology annotation, biological process: DNA recombinase assembly; mitotic recombination; chromosome organization involved in meiotic cell cycle. The transcript is spliced from 14 exons. Lineage: Eukaryota; Viridiplantae; Streptophyta; Magnoliopsida; Caryophyllales; Amaranthaceae. Gene Ontology annotation, molecular function: DNA strand exchange activity; single-stranded DNA binding; double-stranded DNA binding. Bases 1 to 1017 code for a protein of 338 amino acids. The record is from RefSeq and is a predicted model, not a curated record. Gene Ontology annotation, cellular component: condensed nuclear chromosome; nucleus.